UUACCUUUCAAGCGACUUCGUUCUGCAGCCGUCAGCGCAGCCUUUGUUGCUAGCCGGCAUCGCCAUUCCUUUCUUUCGCCAUCAGAUAUCGCUGUCGGGGGGAGGGCACGACGAUUUGGGCAUCCCCUUAAAUCCAAAGUUUCCAGAUUAAUUAGGGAUCCAAGUGACUCGGGGAGUUCGGCUAUACUUGCCUUCUUAACGUCGAGUAGUAGUUCUUGGAAAAAAUGUACAAGAAGAAGAAACAAGUUGAUAAGCAUGGACCCUUACAUGGUCAUAUGGUUGCACAGGAUCAAGAAAUGGACAUAAGGAAGAUUAUGAAAGAUGUCGAAAAUUUUGGCUACUCACAUAUGUCAUGGAAAGAACGUAAGAAGAUUGAAGAUAGGAAGGUUGUUUCUCUAGGCGGGAAGGCCCCUAAGCAGCAGAGAUUACCUUUAAGCGUGGCACGACUAAGGAUGAAGAAACAGAAGGAGAGAGAGCAGCAAAUGCUCCAAGAGCGCUUGAUUCUUGGACAAUUUGGGGGAAAGCUUGGUGGUAGCAGUAAAAGAUCAGUGGGGAAGCGAAGACCUGAGGAGAGGGGUCUGAAGUCAAGUGAAGGUCGUUUCAAAAAUGGCGUCCUUAAUGUGAAGCAUUUGUUAAAUCCAACCCAAUCUAAAGAUCAAGCUACUGAAAACCAUGUGCCCAGAUCCGGUGGAGGCAAAGGAAAAAACGGAGAUAAGAAGAGAGGUAAGAAACGCCGUUGAUUAAUCAAAUCCCAUGUGGGGAAAAGUUUGUAGGAAAACAAGCAAAGCAGCAGUCAAUUUGUUAACGUAUCUAGUCAGUUUGAUCCUCAGGGGAAAGAGACUUGAAUUGAGAUUUGAUCUUAAAUAGUUAUUAUUAAGGAAAGGUUAAUUUAUUAA
Messenger RNA from Prosopis cineraria, 896 nucleotides. RefSeq lists its product as uncharacterized. The transcript is spliced from 6 exons. The record is from RefSeq and is a predicted model, not a curated record. The coding region runs from base 225 to 740 and encodes 171 amino acids. Gene Ontology annotation, biological process: maturation of SSU-rRNA from tricistronic rRNA transcript (SSU-rRNA, 5.8S rRNA, LSU-rRNA). Gene Ontology annotation, cellular component: nucleolus. Lineage: Eukaryota; Viridiplantae; Streptophyta; Magnoliopsida; Fabales; Fabaceae.